AGAAGAUCCGAGUGUUUUUGUUGCUUUGUUCCAUCACUCAGUUAUUUAAUAAUGUCGCAGGAAGCAAGUCUUAUUACAAUAAUCUGUGAUCAUCUAGGAUGUUUGGAAUAUGAUGACCUUCUGCACAUGGUAGCAGUGGAAGAUUUAGAAAAUGCCAUCAAGAACAGUGACAUUUUCACUGUUAUACAACAAAACAAGAGCAAAAAAAUCCUGGUCACGACAAAGAUCAGGCGCUGCACGACAAUUGAGUGUCAGGAGAGCUGUACAGACCUACAUCUUUGUAAAUUUGAGCUUUUGGGACAAUGCAUUAGACAAAGGUGUAACUACAGCCACAGUCUGGAGUCGGAGCACAAUUCCAGAGUUUUACGUGAGCACGGCUUACAUGAUUUGAGCAAAGAUCAACUUCGUGUGCUGUUGCUACAGAGUGACAGCUCCCUGUUGCCCAACGUCUGUGUCUCAUACAACAAAGGCAGUGGUAAAUUUGGGAACUGUCCUGAUGAGGAAGCCUGUACUCGUCUCCACGUCUGUGGGAAGUACAUCAGAGGACUGUGUGACGGCAGCAGCGACUGCAACAGAUGCCAUGAUUUCUAUGAACCUCAUCCAAUGAAAACACUGCAGGCCAAAGGAGUAGCCAGUCAGCUGAUAGGAUCUCUUCUGCUGAUCUAUCGGAAUAUUCUGACACUAAAGGACCACAGAAAUGCUCGGGAUAAACCUGGAGCCAGAAGCAAGGAGAACCCUAAAUCCAGCAGCAGACCCAAAGUACCCAAGUCCUUACAGAGGAACACAGAAAAUGUGAUUUGCUUCUCGUUUAUCAGAGGAACCUGCAAAUAUGGAGAUAAAUGCUGGAGAGUCCAUUUUAGCCUUCCAUAUAAGUGGGAGGUGGAGGUGGAUGACGUUUGGAUCGACUUACCUGACAACGGAGUGAUAGAAAGAGAUUACUGCAAUCCGACCAAGAGCCACAGUGUGGGCAGUGAGCCUGUGUGUUUUGACUCAAUGAUGCACGGAGUUCACAGGGUGCGGCGUCUCUCUACAGUGUCUUCAGUGACUGAACCCACCUUCAGCCACACUACGAAGUGGAUCUGGUACUGGGAGGAUGAGUAUAAGAACUGGAUCCAGUAUGGAUCAAUUAAGGAGAUGCAUCGAAUGUCCUCCAUCACCAGUGAUGAAGUGGAGGAAAAAUACCUCCGUUUCCUGGAGGACAACACCCAUGAUGUGUUUAAAUUUACUGCUGGUAAAGAGUUUUAUGAGCUGAAUUUUAGAGAUAUGAAGCAGAGGAAUGAAGUGAGUAACACAGAGAGAGAAGUUAGACGGCGGCCGUUCUUUGUUUCUCCUUAUGAUAUCCGGACUGCUAGAACCAGAAGAGGUCCAACCUCCAGCUCUCAUAAAGGUGUCCCAGGUUUUUGGGAUAAAUCUGCAAUUCCUGAAUCUGGAUUUCAGCGCGUCUUAAUUAACGCAUCUCACAAGGACCAUGUCAAGGUACAAGAACUUUUCAACAAAACUAUGAAGGACUUUAGCAUCCUGACCAUCGAACGAGUCCAGAACAAGGAAUUAUGGGAGGAUUUUCAGACGAAAAGAGAGCGAAUGAAAAAAGCAAACAGCCACAAGAAAUACGGCGAGGCAGAGCGAUUGUUAUUUCACGGCACCAAUGCCAAGAAUAUUGAUACUAUCUGUCGCCAGAACUUUGACAUGAGUCUAUCUGGAGCCAAUGCAACAGUGUACGGGCAAGGAUGUUACUUUGCCAGGGAUGCAAAGUAUUACCAUGAAUACACAGAUCACGAUGGUGAAAGAUCCAUGUUCGCAUGCAGAGUGUUGGUUGGCCAGUACACUAAAGGAGAAUCUCAUUACUGCAGGCGUCCAGCCAGAGAUACAGCAGGAAAUCUUUAUGACAGUUGUGUAAAUGAUGUACGCGAGCCAACCAUUUAUGUGGUGUUUGAACGGUCUCAGGUCUACCCAGAAUUUCUGAUUACAUAUGAGAAGACCAGGUUCCCUAAAGAUAACAUUAUUCAGUCUCAUCGCACAAGAAAUGCCAGCGAAUAUUCUGCUAUUUUUGGUGAUGCUUUUGAUGUGAGCCAAACAGCAAGCAGGAUUAGCACAAGUUCACCUCACAAGGCAAACAAUAUCACCUCGGUCUCUGAUUCCACUAAUACAGGAGCGACAUUAACCACUAUGAGUUUCCCUACAAUAGGAAACCCUCGUUUUGCUGCCUUGGAUUCACCAGCUAUAGAUGUCUCUUCAGACUCUCAGACAGAUGAUACAAAAAGCCUAAAUGUCAUCAUUGCACCUCCAAAAAGUGAGCUAUCUAUUCAUUCAAAGCCAACUCCGAGUUUAACUUCUCUCAGCAGGUUGCUAAAAGAGUCAGCUCAGGGCUUGAGUACAUCUGCUGCAACUCCAGUUUUCUCCAGUUCAGAUAGUCUGCUAAUCGCUGCUCAAACUAGCCGAACAGAUAACAGUAUUCAGUCUGGGAUCGUCAAAAAUCAACAAGAGACUUUGACAGCUGGAAGCUGUAACCUAGCUACUGAAAGGUCUCAGAGAUCAGAGCAAGAGUCACAAAAUUCUGUACCAGAAUGUUCAUGUUCUUCAGACAAGGCCAAGAUUUUUGAUGCUUCAUCUGAUGCCUCGGAGAUGGACAGCAAAACCUCAAUGCCAUCCAAAACGGCUUGCUCUUCAGCUCAUAAGCAGUGUCCCUCUGAUGGUUCCUUGUCAAGAUCCUUAGUCUCCUUUGAUGAGUCUUGGUCUUCUGAAAAAUUUUGUCAAAAUGUUGAUGCCUUUGAUGACACAUUUAAUGUAAGCCAAACAGCAAGCGUAAUUAGUACAAGUUCACCUCAUAAGGCAUACAUCACUUCUGGUUCAAUAGGAGAGGAAGUCCUUACUUCAAAGCCAGCUCAGGGUUUAACUUCGCUGAGCUACACUGGGUUGCCAAAAACCUCAGCUCAGCUUACAUCUGUGAAAAUUCCAGUUUCCUCCCAUUCAGGUAAUCAGCUGCCGAUCUCAGGUAAGCCGAGCUUAAUAGAUAGAAGUACAAACUCAAAGCUUAGACCAGACCCAGACUUAAUCACGACACAAACAUCUCAUGGCUCACAAAAACCUAUAGCUCACAAAGGAGUGGUGACCAACUUUUCAAAUCCGCUUAUGACUACACCAAGUUCUACAGCCGGGGUGAGAAAUCCCAACUCCGAAGCCUCUUCUGCCAGCAGUCAUUCGGCAAUAGAAAAAAAAAUCUCAGUGAUGUACAAAACCAGUUCCUCUUCAGCUGAUAAGCAGUCUCACUCUGAUGGCUCCUUGUCAAAUUCUUCAGUUUCCUUUUAUGAAAUGCAGCCCUCUGCUCUCUUCAGCACACAAACUCAUCCAAAAAGCCCAAGCCCUCAACAAGCAUCACAUCAAGUAACGAAGAACGUCUUAGAAGCUCAGCGCGUGCAGAAAAAAGGAUGUGUGGUGCAGUGAUUUAAUUUAAUUGCUUGUGUUAAAAUGUGUUUGGGUGCCGUAUUUAUUACUCAAUGAAUAGUUCAACUGUAAUAUUUGAUUGAAGUGAUAAUUUGUUGCAGUGGCUACAAACAUUGAUUUCAGACUGUGCUAUUCAUCGUAUGUAAUCUACCAUAAUUGCUGUUCCAUAUGUCUUAUAAAUGCAAUGUAUGAAAACAUGAAUAGCCUCUUAUCAAGCUCUCUGUAGAACCAAACAAGUUGGCAGCCACUUUUAAGAAGAAGAAGAAACCUUUAUUUGUCACAUGCACACUUCAAACACAGUGAGAUUCAUCCUCUGCAUUUAACCCAUCUGAAGCAGUGAACACGCACACCCAGAGCAGUGGGCAGCCACACUACACUACAGCACCCGGGGUUGAGUCAGAGGUUAAGUACCUUGCUCAAGGGCAUUUCAGCCCAAAGUCGCCCCACGUUAACCUAACUGCAUGGACUUGAACUGUGGGGGAAACCCACGAUGACACAAGGUGAACAUGCAAACUCCACACAGAAAGGCCCCUGCCAGCUGCUGGGCUCAAACCUAGAACCUUCUUGCUGUAAGGUGACAGUGCUAACCACUACACCACCAUGCCACCCAUGUAUUUCAGUUAACUCUUCUGAACAUUCCUGAACUUUCUGUUCUUGUCUCUGAUGUCCACUCAGGACAUUUGUUUGGUUCUGUGUUCUUUAUUUGUAUACCGGUAUGUGGUCAUUUUCCAACCUUUUUCAUCCAUUCAGCAGGCUCUUUUUUGUUAAUUGGCCUUUACGACUUGUGUUUGAAAAGACUGAGUUGUAAUUGGAUGGCAUCUUCACAUAUAGGACACUGCUCAUGGGCAGUUGAUGGUUCAAGCAAUUGAAAUUCUCCAAUGAUUUGUAUACCUUUAUUUUACUAAAGCUUUUUGCUGCAGUGAAACCUGAUUUUUCCUGGCAGCUUUUGCUGGAGAGACAUAAAUAAAUAGCCUUUUAGGCUUCUGAGUGGCUCAACACAGCCAGCCGUAGCCUGGAGCCAAGCAAGGGCAAAAAUUGGCCGUGCUCUCGGCGUGGAACGGAUGGUAUGCACUCUCGCCCUGUGUAUAUUAUAUCAAAAAGAAACAUUAACACAUUCAGCAGUUUUAACUACAGGUUUGAACCAGGCCAGAGAAACAAGGGUUUUGCUGAACUCAGUCUCUGUGAAAGAAAGAAAGAAAGAAAGAAAGAAGCGGGAAGGAAGAAAGUAGGAAGGGAAAGAAAGAAAGCAUGGGAAAGAAGAGGAAAGGAAAGAAAAAGAAGGCAGGAAUGUCAAAAGAAAGAAGUGGGAAGGAAGGGAAAGGAAAGAAAGAAGGUAGGAGGGAAAGAAUGAAAGAAAGAAAAAGAAAGAAGGGAGGAAGGAGGGAGGGAAGGAAACAAAGAAAAGGGAGGAAUGUAGAAAGAAAGGAAGGAAUGAAACAAAGAAACAAGGGAGGAAUGCAGAAAGAAAGAAAGAAAGAAAGAAAGCCUGUCUUUUCUUCAUGCUGGAAAGAUCCUCCUGUCAAAUUUCAGUACAAAUAAACCAAAGUGUAUUAGUUUAGUCAGCAGUGAAGCUACAGACUUUAUGUUCUUUUAAUUGCUCAACAACUGCGGUGUUGUAUGUUUUCUUCAUCUUCUACUUACUGGAAAUAAACAUUUGCAAUAUUAUGGGGAAAACUGUCAUAUCACACCAUCAGACUGCCUUUCAGUAUUUAUUACAGGAUGUGACGUUCCAGCCACGAAACUAAUUCCACAACAUCCACAUAGUACAACUACACAAACCCUUCUGUCCCUCAACAUCAAGAGGACAUUUAAUAUCCUGAAAAAAGUAUUUUAUACGUUUGAAAGAUUACAAUGAUAUAACCCCUAUAAAACCCUUUAAUCAGUAAAUUCACAUUUUAUAUGCAAACAGUUAUGUGGUUACUUUUAUAUAAAAACAAAUAUAUACUGCAAGGUAGUGCCAAUACAAUGACGAAAGGUAAAACCACAUAUUUAGCUGCUGUAAUAAUAAUAAUGGUCAUUUAACUUGCACCUUUUAACAACUAAAAAAUUAUACCUUUCUGAGAUGUGAUUCUAUUCCUUUUUUGAUAUCUUGUUUUUGUGUUUGCAUUGCCUUGUGAUUUUUCUGUAUGAUUUUCUAUAGAACUGUAAAAAAUGAAUACAAUUUCUCAUUUGCUAAUUUACCAUACUGUGCACUCUCAGAAAAUAAAGUGCAUUAUUGUACCUUUAGGGGUACAAUGGCUUGUCACUGGGACAAUACCUUCUAAGAUACUUGUUUGUAACCUUUAUACACUACUUGGGAACGUGUGAACCUUUUUGGCCCUAAAAAGGUACAACCCCGAUUCCAAAAAAGUUGGGACAAAGUACAAAUUGUAAAUAAAAACAGAAUGCAAUGAUGUGGAAGUUUCAAAAUUCCAUAUUUUAUUCAGAAUAGAACAUAGAUGACAUAUCAAAUGUUUAAACUGAGAAAAUGCAUCAUUUAAAGAGAAAAAUUAGGUGAUUUUAAAUUUCAUGACAACAACACAUCUCAAAAAAGUUGGGACAAGGCCAUGUUUCCCACUGUGAGACAUCCCCUUUUCUCUUUACAACAGUCUGUAAACGUCUGGGGACUGAGGAGACAAGUUGCUCAAGUUUAG
Molecule: messenger RNA, 6074 nt
Organism: Neoarius graeffei (lesser salmon catfish)
Lineage: Eukaryota; Metazoa; Chordata; Actinopteri; Siluriformes; Ariidae
Product: protein mono-ADP-ribosyltransferase PARP12-like
Exons: 12
Coding region: 52-3441 (1129 amino acids)
Molecular function (GO): NAD+ poly-ADP-ribosyltransferase activity; metal ion binding
Source: RefSeq, a predicted model, not a curated record